Molecule: messenger RNA, 585 nt
Organism: Alternaria burnsii
Lineage: Eukaryota; Fungi; Ascomycota; Dothideomycetes; Pleosporales; Pleosporaceae
Product: glyoxalase bleomycin resistance protein dihydroxybiphenyl dioxygenase
Exons: 1
Coding region: 1-585 (194 amino acids)
Molecular function (GO): catalytic activity; ferrous iron binding
Source: RefSeq, a predicted model, not a curated record
AUGGCCAUCAACUUUGACGAGUCCGUUUCUGUUGUCAAAUCACCCAGCAAGCUCGCACAUGUCGUCCUCCGCACCAAUAACUUCCAAAACAUGGUGCGUUAUUACACCGACUUUCUAGGCGCACGCGUACAGUACGAGAACGAGUUUCUGGCGUUCCUCACCUAUGACGACGAGCAUCAUCGCAUCGCCCUUGUUCAGGCUCCCGGCACACAGAACCGAGUCAAGGGUACUUGCGGCCUCGAGCACAUUGCCUUUACCUUUGGCUCAUUAUCUGACCUUCUACUGUCUUAUCGGCAACGCAAAUCGAAGGGCAUCAUGCCGCUGUGGCCUGUUAACCACGGACCCACUACGUCGAUUUACUACCGCGACCCUGACGGCAACGAGCUUGAGACGCAGGUCGACAACUUCAAAGAUGCAGACGAGGCUACUGAAUUUAUGAAAUCCAAAGCUUUCGCCGAUAACCCUAUAGGUGUGGACUUUGAUCCAGAGGAGUUUAUCACGCGCUUGCAAAAUGGAGAGAAAGAAGAGGUCUUGAUGAAGCGUCCGGAAAGCGGGCCGCGUGGUUUGCCAGAUCACAUGCUAUAG